Messenger RNA from Argiope bruennichi, 1118 nucleotides. It is a transcript of the gene PpV, whose product is annotated as serine/threonine-protein phosphatase 6 catalytic subunit. The coding region runs from base 102 to 1013 and encodes 303 amino acids. NCBI's taxonomy places the organism in Eukaryota, Metazoa, Arthropoda, Arachnida, Araneae, Araneidae. Gene Ontology annotation, biological process: G1/S transition of mitotic cell cycle; peptidyl-serine dephosphorylation. Gene Ontology annotation, cellular component: cytoplasm. The record is from RefSeq and is a predicted model, not a curated record. The transcript is spliced from 10 exons. Gene Ontology annotation, molecular function: protein serine/threonine phosphatase activity.
UCAAGCACAUAAACAAAAUAGCGAAAAGUCAAAGUGGUACUUAAUUUUGUAAAUUAAUUGUAUUGAUGUAAAAAUUUAAGAAUAAAAUAAAUCCUUUAAGUAUGAAUGAUAUUGAUAAAUGGGUAGAUAUUGCGAAGGACUGCAAAUACUUACCUGAAAACGAUUUGAAGAAAUUAUGUGACAUAGUAUGUGAUUUGCUUCUGGAAGAAUCAAAUAUUCAACCUGUUUUCACUCCAGUUACUGUAUGUGGUGACAUUCAUGGUCAAUUUUAUGAUUUGGAAGAAUUAUUCAGGACUGGUGGACAAUUACCUGAUACAAAUUAUAUAUUUCUUGGUGAUUUUGUUGAUAGAGGAUAUUACAGUCUUGAGACUUUCACUCGAUUAUUAACUUUAAAAGCAAAAUGGCCUGAUAAAAUAACUUUGUUGCGUGGAAAUCAUGAAAGUCGACAGAUAACUCAAGUUUAUGGGUUUUAUGAUGAAUGUCAAACAAAAUAUGGAAAUGCUAAUGCUUGGCGUUAUUGUUGUAAAGUGUUUGAUCUUCUAACCAUUGCUGCAAUUAUAGAUGAUCAAGUGUUAUGUGUUCAUGGUGGUCUUUCUCCUCUCAUACGAACUCUGGACCAAAUCAGGACAAUCGAAAGAAAUCAAGAAAUCCCUCACAAAGGAGCAUUUUGUGAUUUGGUAUGGUCUGAUCCUGAGGAUGUAGAUACAUGGUCUGUGAGCCCCAGAGGUGCUGGUUGGCUUUUUGGAGCUAAAGUUACCCAUGAGUUCAUGCACUUAAAUGACUUAAAGCUGAUUUGUAGAGCACAUCAACUUGUUCAUGAAGGUUACAAAUACAUGUUUGAUGAGAAGCUGGUUACCGUUUGGUCUGCUCCAAAUUAUUGUUACAGAUGUGGCAACGUUGCAGCAGUACUAGCAUUCACAGAUGUCGAUACACGUCAACCACAACUUUUUAGCGCAGUGCCUGAUUCAGAACGGGUCAUUCCAGCUAGAAUUACAACUCCAUAUUUUUUGUAACGAAUGUUAUAAGUUAUUUUUAAAUAUGUUUCCAUGUUGCAAAAGAAAAUUAAAAUUGUAUAUAGUAUAAAUACAUAUAUAAAUGAACAGAAUUUUUUUUUUUUU